GUUUUCAGCAGUGGCAACUAUGCCGCCAUCACCGUUUUUCGCAUUCGCUAUUUAUUCUUAUUCACUCGUUCGUCAAAUCUUCGCUGUCUUUGCCGUGGUCGUGUUUUUGCGUGCAGUUUAUGUUUCAUAAAAAAUUGUUGGCAAAAGGUCACUGAAAACAGCAAAUAAGUAAUGAAAUAAAAUAAUACGAUUUAAGUGUUUAAAUGUAAUUAUUGUAAGUGCAUUAUGUAUUGAAAACAUUUAACAAUAGAAAUACGUUCUCGUUGAUCGUUAACGAAUUCAUAUUGGUGCGGUUUGCUGGCAAGGCAGUUGCGAAACAAACGAUUCCUAAGCAGUGACUCUAAAGCGACUGUAAACAAUUAACUCAACAGCAACAAAUAUAAUUUGAAAUUAAAAGAGAACAUAUAAGCGUAAUCAAAAUUAUAACACCAUCAACCGAGCGAUCGAACCACCGAACGCCUCAGUAACUUUGCUACCCGCGUACAAUUAAACACAGCAUGCACAAAAGCGAUGGGCGGUUUCCUGGAUAAGCCGAAAACUACAAAACAUAACGAUUAUGGGGAAGGAAAUAAACUUCUAUUCGGCGUCAGCUCCAUGCAGGGGUGGCGUUCUGAAAUGGAGGACGCUUACUAUGCAUGCGCCGGUCUUGGCAGCGGACUGGAAGAUUGGAGUUAUUUUGCCGUUUUCGACGGACACGCUGGUUGCAAAGUAUCGAAACAUUGCGCCUCACAUUUGCUUGGGUAUAUCAUUAAUACAGAUGAAUUUAUGAAUGGUGACCACGUGAAGGGCAUACGUACUGGUUUCCUGCGCAUCGAUGAAGUAAUGCGAAUGUUGCCCGAAUUAACUCAAAACGCAGCAAAAUGUGGUGGUACAACUGCGGUGUGUGCGUUUAUAUCGCCCACACAAGUUUACAUUGCGAAUUGCGGUGAUUCGCGUGCCGUUCUCUGCCGUCAGGGUGUACCGGUAUUUGCAACACAAGAUCACAAACCGAUUUUGCCUGAAGAAAAAGAGCGUAUACACAAUGCGGGCGGCAGUGUUAUGAUAAAACGUGUUAACGGUACGCUGGCUGUGUCGCGAGCGCUGGGCGAUUAUGAUUUCAAAAACGUUAAGGAAAAGGGUCAAUGCGAACAAUUAGUGUCGCCAGAACCGGAGAUAUUUUGCCAAAGUCGCCAGGAUACAGAUGAAUUUUUAGUUUUAGCUUGUGAUGGUAUAUGGGAUGUUAUGACCAAUGAGGAUCUAUGCAGUUUUGUACACUCGAGGCUGAGGGUAACGAACGAUUUAGUAAAUAUAGCAAACCAAGUCGUCGAUACCUGCUUGCACAAGGGCAGCCGAGAUAACAUGAGCAUAAUAAUAAUCGCUUUCCCGGGUGCACCACAACCAACUGAAGAAGCCAUAGAAGCGGACAAACGGUUGGAGAAGCAAAUCGAGAAACUAACAAGAGAAGAGAUAGAAUGUAAUGAAAUCACACAGUACUUUGAUUUAUUGCAAGCACUGCAGAAUAAGGAUAUUGAAGAUCUUCCUCCUGGUGGCGGCUUACAGUCAAAAUAUGCAGUCAUCGAGCGAACGUUCAAAGAGUUGUAUCCGGAUCAGGACUGCGAAAGCCCUUCUCAUUGAACCACCUCAAAAGCAAAGUAAUAACAAAAACAAAAUAAUUAAAACACAAAAACAAAUCGGUUAUAACUUUGAUAAAGUGCAAAUUUAACUGAAGUAACCAAAUAGAAGAAAUAAUUUAAAUACAAAAAACAGGAAUACAACAAAUAACAAAUAGAAAGAAAAAAUGGAAAAUUACUGAAGCAAAAAGCUAGCAACACACGUAAACAUAAGAAAAGAAAAACCAAGCUUAGGGUUAAGAAGUUAUACACACAUAUUCACAAGCUUGUUGUGAUGCUAAAACGUCUGGGCUGGCUUGGUGAGAGUGGCCUAAACUUGUGAGACCUAUAGGCUCUCAUACAGGUACCACGCACACAGACACAAACAUUUUGCGGCGAUUCACAAAAGCAAACGCAGUCAAAUGGCACCACGCAACAAAACUAAGUUUUUCCGAUGCAUUGGAGAUAAAGCUGGAACAUAGCAACAACCAUACAGACGAACGGUAACAAUAGUGCGCAUACCAAAUACACAUAUACACACACUUAUGGUGAACCAAUUCUACUGAAGCGUUUUUCUGAUUGUUUAUGUGCGAUAGAGUGUGUAGCCAAAUUCAACUAUAAAACGUAACACAUUGCCACUUCCGUCUAAACACCUGCCUACAACACCAACGUUGUGUCUACACACACACGCAUACGAAUCUACUCAAAUGUUAUGUCCUACAAAUAUAAGAAGUCAUUCGAUGAACACCUAAGUUCUAGUGACGUUUUGUGUACAAAAACCUAUACCGUAAAUAAGUAACUGUUGUAUGUUUGUUUGUAUGUUAACAUGAAAUAAGUAAAUCAGCUUUGGAGGGGUGCUUAUAGUUUCUUGCAGUAGCUGGCUGUAUGUGCAGAUACUUGGCAGAAAAAUUGUAAAAAAGGUGUUUUAGUUUUGUUAUUACACGCCCGUACAACGCACAACUACACAACACCACCGACAACGCCGCACCGAGCGGAGCGCUGCAGACUGGUAAGAGAGCUUGACCGUGCUUGUGCGUCUAUACUUAUUUUCAACAGCAAACCGAGGGAGCCAACUAUUUUCAUAUAAUUGUAUUGCCCGAUCUUUUUUCUUUCGGUUGCCGUGAGCUGGCCACCAUUUUGUAACGAAUGCAAAAUUUCCAAACUGUUUUAAAAGCACAUUUACAUUACUUUUACUUUUUAAUUCGUUUUAUUUUUAUACUGUAUACGACCUAAACAAGAAAACGGUUUGCAAGUAACUGAAUUUUUGGCGAUAAAACACAAAUCCUACAAAAAAAUGCAACAAACUAAGUUAAAGAAAGAAGAAGAAAAAAAAAACAAAAAAACACAAAUAAGAUUUUACAAUUUUCCACAUACUGUCAACAACUACUUACAGACAUACACACUCAUAUUUUGUGUACGUAUUUGUAAUCUGAGUAUAAAAAGUAUAAAAUUAGUUGAGAAGCUUAAAUAAAGAAAGUAUAAUAAAAAAAAGUAAAAACAUGGUAAUAAGUUGUAAGUGAGUAAAACAAAAACAAAAAAAAAAAUAAAUAAAUAAAUAAACAAAAACAACAAAAGAAAUGGUAAUAAGAAGAUAUACACACGUGUUUGUAGUGAAUGUUAAUAAAUGAAUGAUAACUAAAAUACAAAGAUUA
This is a messenger RNA of Bactrocera oleae (olive fruit fly), 3241 nucleotides long. RefSeq names its product protein phosphatase alphabet (gene alph). Gene Ontology annotation, cellular component: cytosol; nucleus. Gene Ontology annotation, biological process: peptidyl-threonine dephosphorylation; negative regulation of stress-activated MAPK cascade. Gene Ontology annotation, molecular function: protein serine/threonine phosphatase activity; magnesium ion binding; manganese ion binding. Lineage: Eukaryota; Metazoa; Arthropoda; Insecta; Diptera; Tephritidae. The record is from RefSeq and is a predicted model, not a curated record.